Molecule: messenger RNA, 2155 nt
Organism: Somion occarium
Lineage: Eukaryota; Fungi; Basidiomycota; Agaricomycetes; Polyporales; Cerrenaceae
Source: the annotation of a GenBank genome assembly
AUCCGCUUGUGGACCUGCAGUGUCCUCUCGUCCUGUACCACGCUCCCUUUGCAUUUCUCCUAUAUCUUCCUCUCCUCCCAGCGCAUGCUCCCACAAACUACCUUCUCAUUUUCACUCUUCUGAAAUCCAAUCUUCCCUCCAUCGCUCCCAGUUUGAACUCCAUCAUUUGAUUUGUUGAUCUCGUGUAGAACUAUUUUAUUCAAGUAUAACAUCGAUGGCCUCCUCCCCAUUGCCUCCCUCCACGUCCAAUGGCGUUAAUGCCUCAAUGUGGGCUGCUUCGUCAGCUCCAACUCGAGGAGGAGGUUGGGGAAGGGGCGGUGAUCCUGGCUCUGCUUUUCGCGGCAUAAGCAGAGGUCGUCCAGGACGUGGAGGUGGAGGUGGUCGUGGAGGUAGAGGCGGUAGAGCAUCCAGCGGUAGAGGUGGAGCUCCUUCCACUCGUGCUGACCAAAGUUCAGCCAAAGCAAACACCGACCAGUCGAAAUCCAACCCAUCAUCUAAUCCGACAAGUGUGUCAAAGCAACUCGCUCCUCCACCCUCAACCUCUCCAACUCAAAGCACAGCUUCAAGCAAGUCAUCGCAAAAGCCAAAACCGCCAUCGCGAAAACCUUCAGAACAGAAAGGUCCACGCAGAGUGCCUAAUGGAGAUUCAUCCUCUGCCUCGGGUAAGAAGGCUCCUCCGCCCAGCGCCCCUUCUGCUGCAAUCAGUGGGAGAGGGAAUGGUCGUCGCAAACGAUCCCAGUCACAGAAUAAACCAGCGACCCCAUCUAUAGCUGUGACUCAUGCCGCGCCAGCGAGAAAAGCGUCUUUGACUGUCGAAUCCGCACCCAGUCGUCUUCGUCCGGUCACUGCAAAAGACGUUCCUCCCCAUCUUGCACCUCCAGAUACGCCACAUUUUGAUAUCAAACACGACAUCGAUGCUCUCGUAGAACGUGUCAGGGCUGUCGCCAUGGAUAGACCAAAUACCCCUGGAAGUCACAUCGACUGGGCAGGUGAGGACGAUGAUAGUCUACCGGACCUUGAUGAUUGGGGUGUUCCUUCUAACACGGAACCUGAGCCUGAAAAGUCUACUGGUACAUUGGAUGAAGCGGAAAAGUCGGUUGUGAUCUCCCCGAUCUUGGAGAAUACCUUGAAGCCUCUUCCAACUAUUGCGGAUGUAGAUGUCUCCACUCCUCCUGCGAUGACAACAUCUAAUAAUGAAGUAGUGACUCCGAUGGAACAGAGCUCUGCCAAGGCUGCAACCCCUGAACUUAGCUCUGUUGCCGAGCAUGCUCAGUCCACAACUGAAAGGCACGAGGCACAGACCGAGCAAGAAGCUGCAGACUCUCAAGUGUCAAAGCCUGUCGACUCAGGAUCACCAGCCAAGGCACCUUUACAUCCCUCGCUUCCGCCCAAACCAACCCCAUCCCUCGACCUCUCGAAAUGGCCUCAGGGAGGUUUGGCGGAGUCCAUACACGCGCCUUCCGCUGAUGCGCGGUCGAAAGAGCCUUCACCUGAGCGUGGUCUCGCAGCGUCGAUGCAUGCGCCUAGUUCCACGUCGUCGGCACCCAGUCUCAUCAGCUCUCACAAAGUACCACCAGCGGGAAGAGGAGGUCCUUUCUACCCUGCUCAUGGCCGUUCUCAGACAGUAGGACGAUACAAGCAACCUUUCUCUGCACCAUCAGGGAGUUUUCCGGGCUAUCUGUCAGACUCUGAUCGUCCUCGACGAGGUGAUCAAGCGUAUCAUGCGCGCACGCAUUCUUCACCACCGACAGGUCCUGGCGCGGCCACGCGUGCACAUCAUACGACGAGACCAGUCCUCACAGGGGACGCACUCUCUCGACUUGCAAGGUCCUUAGGCGGGCCUACUCGUCGUGAGCCUCCGUCUGUUGUAGUUGUUGCCAAAGACUAGCUUGCUUUAACUUAAAUUCUGGACUUACUGUGGUUAUCAUUGCCCCUCUCAUCUCCUCUCCAUCGUAUAUUGUCUCUCUGCUUCAUUGUAGUCUUUUGGUUAUUUUUUUUUCUUUGCUCGUGUCUGUCUCUAGUUAGUACCCGGAUAUUGUCGUUCUGCUCUGAUACCCUCACCGCUUCCCGCUCAAUCGUUGCGUAAUUCUGUACUUUGUUAUAAUGUUUGGCUUGUAACACCGGGUAAAAUAUAUCGUUCCGUUGUCGUGCGCUG